This is a messenger RNA of Rubroshorea leprosula, 995 nucleotides long. NCBI's taxonomy places the organism in Eukaryota, Viridiplantae, Streptophyta, Magnoliopsida, Malvales, Dipterocarpaceae. The record is from the annotation of a GenBank genome assembly.
AUAGUUGCCUCCAACAAAAUAAUAAUUUAGGUUUUAUUUUAAAUGAUUACACUGCCAUUAAUUGCAUAUUCUACAUCAACUGCUGGAAAUGCUUCUGGCACUCUUGUAAAUGGCCUUCUUCACCACUGUAGCCUACUGACAGCUGCAUUACCAGAGGAGGAGCUUCUUUCAGAUACAGAGGAUGUAUCUGAUGAUGAAGGUUUCUAUUUGAGUUCAUCUCAGGCAUCUAUUCGCCCAGGGAUUGUACACAGAUUGGACAAAGGCACUAGUGGAUUGCUUGUUGUUGCAAAGGUUAUUUUCUUUCCAGGUCAUGGGCUGUGCCAGCAAAUAGUUCAAGCUACAUACUAUCCAGAGAGUAUACUUCAGCCUUGUGGAGUUCCCUCAUCAUUUGCUGGACGUGUUGAUCUUCCAAUUGACUGGGAUUUGAAUAAUCGAAUUCGUAUGAUUGCUCUACCUGGAUUGAAUAACCGUGGGACGAGCAUGUCAUGCUGCCCGUACAAAGUGAUUGAAAUACUGGCUGAUGGUGCUUCUGCACUGGUUGAGUAAUGUAUAUUGAGUUGGUUGAACCUUUUAUCAGGUACAAAGUGAUUGAAAUACUGGCUGAUGGUGCUUCUGCACUGGUUGAGUAGAGGACGAACUCACCAUGUAACAUUUAUUCGUGUUCAUUUUAAAUAUUUGUCCUGAACUUGCAUUUCACCACAGCUGAUGCUUUCAUGAGUUCUCUAUGUUGAAAAUUUUUAUCCUGAAAAUGCAUUUGAGCACGCAUCAUAAGUUCUCUAUGUUGAUUGUAACAACCUGCAUUUUAGUUUCAACUUGAUGCAAUAGAUACCCCUAGAAAUUUCUUCAUUAGACUGAUGAUUUGGUAUUCAUACCUCAAGACCUCUUUUUCUGGUUCUUCUAUUAUUCUUAUGUAUUCUAAAAAUCUCAUGUCAUGCGGUGUAUGUUCUUUUUUUUUUCUAUUCUUGAUCAUUAAGUCAUAAAUUUCCUUGAUCAUA